CUUUGGCGCGUUUUUCAGCGAGUGAUCGCAGCGAAGUUUUCGUCGCUUUUCUCAUUAAACUUUGCAUUCUUUUCCUCGUUCGAACCUCUGAAUUGAGAUUUGCCACCGUGUAAAUGGUCCUCCGUUUAUUUUAAAGGAGCUCAUUGGUUAGAAGGUAAGUUCGAUUGAUGUUAUAAGUCUCUUACAUGAACACCCCGUAAUGUCGAUGGUUCGUAAUGCACCAUCCGUCGUCUUGAAUCAUGGAAUACAUGUAUGUUGAUUUUUUACGUGCUUCUAAGCUAAUGGACGCCCCUUUCAGAUACAGGAGCUAGAAAAACUCUCACCAAUACGCAACUGUAUCUGAAACGGGCGUCCAUUACACCGAUCUAAAGUUCACGAACGUUUCUUUACACCGAUUUUAUAUUGGAGUACAAUCUGCCAGUUGCAUUCUUUGAAAGAACACUUAGAGCAUACCCUUUUAUACUUUGAUUUAACAGAAAUGGAGAAUCUCAACGAUCUAGGUGAUUGCCUAAACACAGAAAUCGUUUGCACCCUAGCUGGUCUUGGUUAUUCGGAAGGCAGCGAUUACUACAAGAGCCCAGACUGUCUAGGUAGGUUGCAAAGUGGAUAUAUUUCUUAAAACUGAAAAUGUUGUUGCUGUAAUCUGUUUUCAGGUUAAACCAGUAUUCUUCCCACUUUUAUGCUGAGCUCUCUUUGUUGCUUAGCCCCUUAUUCAUAGAGACAAAGGAAAUUCUGUAUUAACCUGAGAACAGAUUUUACCUGCAACAAAAAUAUAAGCUUAAUUAUGGUGCUUGCCAUGCCUCAGGGUGGUAAAGGGGUCUUCAGGGACAUGUGGGCCCCAAAUGUGAUGCGUGAUUGGGCCCAAUUUGGCUGCAUCAGGUGUGAUUAGCAGGGUGUUCAUCAGGCAUCAGAGAUCAGAGAAUUCUGUAUUUACUAUGGAAAAUUCUCCGAUUAACGUUUGGUAGCCUGUGACUAUUUUCUAUUCAGACGAGGAGCCUCUUUCAGAAUAUUCUCCUGUAAUGUUACACCUUUCUCCUACUACUAGAAAUCCUAAUUAAAACCCUGGAUUAGUCAUAGUAGGGUGGUGUGUGAUUUACUAUUUUCUUAAUCUGUGACGUAUGAUUUUCCUUUUGGAUUUCCGUUAAUGGUGAAUAUUAUUUGAAUUUAGAAGCAGACAUUAAAAACAGAUAGUCAUGACAUCAUUUUCUCGUUCUUUUUCUCAUCCUUCAUCUCCUCCUGGUCUCCUGUCAAAAUCAUGUUAUGACCUCUAUUCUCAGUCAGUGAAUACUGGUUGACACAGUGAAUGUUUGAACAGCACCAGAUUUCAGAAAACCCUUUUUUACAAUUAAUGUCAUUUAAUUAACUGUGCAACUCUCCAGCCUUCUUGACUGAAAUGUGCUCAUUCUGGUAUAGUUUGAAAGAUCUCUCCCCCCUGCACAAGUUAAAUGACAAAGUUGUCGUUGACCAUUAAAACUGAUGAUAUCAUAAGUGUUAGAAGGGAUGUGGAUCUGCAUGGGUGGUUACAGGGGGUUCAGGGGCAAAUGGGUUAAUUUUAUCCUUGAUCCACAUUCUGCUCUAUUGUAUCUCCCAGUGUGUUAAUCAUCGUUCAAUGUAAAUGGUUGGGGAUCGCAGGAGUGUUUCGUGAUAAAUUUUCUGUGACGGGCAGUAAUCACAAAAUAUAAAAAGCUAACCCCAAUGUGAAAAAGGGUAUCCAAAGAAAACAUCCUUCAUACAUCAAUAUUAAAGUAAGUAAUCUUUUUUUCCAUAAAAUGAAAUUGUUUCUGAUGUUUGCAGAGAGCCUCAAAGACUUGGUCAGAUUUUUAAGACGUGAUGACACCACGUGUGAAAUAAGACGCCAACUUGGAUAUUCUGAAGUGCUGCAAAAUGUAUGUUCCUUUUUGUGCUAUUUUUUUAAGAGUACUAACAGCUAUAACAAUUCCCUUAAAUUGUGAAAACUCGGACUGUUAUUCAAUGAAAAUUCAAGCAAGCUAAAGGUUAGUACUUGUUGCCCAAGUAAAAGGAUUAUUAAGCAAUCUGCAUUGAAAUUCUACAAUGUACAUGUCAGCCAAUACGCCAGCCAAUACCUGGCCAGUAUACCAGUCGACACUUGGCCAAUACAGGGAGUAUUGUUGGUGGAAUAUCGGUCAACUGUCGGUGGAAUAUCAGUCAUAUAAUAUAAAUUUGUGUUCAUAAAUUAGAACAGGGGAGCUGGGUUUCAGUGUUAUGCACAAGACAUUGUGGUCAUAGUUUCUGUUCUGUUGUUUCUGUCAACCCAGGUCAGCCACGCUGUGUCAACUUGUUGGAUUUCUGCUGUGGUUCUACGCAUGUUAUAACGUUAGAUAUUGUCCUUGAGUACCUCUCAAAGACGAUGCCAUAGCAGUCCCUAUUUUUGUCAAAAAAAUUGUGCACACUCUUGAAAUAAUUAUACUCUCACUUUAGACUGGUAAAAGCCGCCAAAGCCCCUUAAAAAUUGCUGCAUGGACAACGUAACAAAAAUUUAAGUAGACAAAAAGUUUACCGUUGACUAAGUAUCAGUGAAGUAUAUAUCGGCUGAAUGACAGUAGCCUAUCAAAAAUUAUUGACAUGUCGGCUGACUAUUGGUCAACAUACUGACCAAGACUGUCAGCCAAUCUGUCGGUGGACAUGUCAGCCGACUCUUGGUUGACUAUCGUUCGACGUAUCAGCUGACCGAUGUUGGCCGACAGAUUGACCUGGGGUCGGCCAAUAUGGUGAACGAGUUUUGGCUGACAUGUUGAUUGAGUAUCGGCCCAUAGUGUCAACCAAUACUCAACUGAGGGGUGCGCAAAUUACACAAGAUCUAAUGAUUGUCCUCUUUCAGGAUCUGGUGGCAAUUCUUAAAAGCUGUUCCUCUACAGAAAGAGAGAUUUUUGAUAUGGUGAUAAGGUACUUGCAGCUAAUUUGUACUUCUAAUAUUCUAUGAUUAAACCUUUUGAAUGUAACCUUCAUGAUCUGCAGUGCUUUUUCGUGAUGCAGCUAUUUAUUUCUACUCUCAACGUUGAUUUACAAUGUAUUAGCUUUGCAUUGUAGCAUGAUGGCGGGGUAAUAAGGAGCUUUAGAUUAUACGACGAGGACGACUUUGUGAACAAGAUUUUCCCAAUACUUAUUUGUAGUGCACUUGCAUGAACCAACGUCAGAUGUGGGCAAAUGUGGUAGCCUUCGUCAUUCUACUACGAAUUUUAGUGAGAACUUUGUAGUAGCCAAAACAAGUUAUCAAAUGUUAGAAAUUUUAUCAUUUUUUCAGUGAUCAAGAGAGGGCUUUACGUCCUUCAACGGAUCCCCCCCUAGGUAAAGUGUAAUAUGGCUCCUGCCAUAAAACUGAAGUAAAUCAAGUGGAGGACUGUCUUUCUUUUGUUCCAUUUCUGACAUGUUAUACAUGUAACAACUGUUUUUGUGUCUGUGAUUUUUGAUUUGUUUGUUUGUUUUAGGUUAAUGGUUAAUUUGACUCAGCCAGCAGUGCUGUGCUUUGGAAAUAACAUCCCAGAUGACAAAACUGGUCAGCAUUAUUACUUGGACCUUGUAACCCAGUUACAGUCCUAUAAAGAGGUAGUGUACUUUAAUUGCAGAGAGCAGAUUCACCAUACAUUAUAUUCACACUCUGUUCUUGCACCAAUGUUUUCAUAAAUAAACAACGGGAAUGUAGGUGACGCGUAUAGUAUUAUUGUAAAAACCACUAAGACUUUCCUUCAGUAUGUAAAACACCUUUAAAAAUCGGCUAUUAAAACCCGUACAAAAAUGCGUUUUAAGUCUAAAAACAAUACAAGAACAAACUCAGCUUACUAGGUUAGUGAAAUACGACUUUUCAUAGGCACCUCAACCCUCUUCUGUUUGGGAUUUCAAAAUUUGGCCGCUGGCCAUAUUAACUGGUGACCGUAUCAGCAAGAGUUUUUUUAUGAGAAAAUGAACAUGUGUGGCCAUUUUGCCGUGCGGAAGUAAAGUGGCUGUAAUGAUGAGGUGACCAUAUUACCGAGGUGGCCGUAAAGCGGGGUUCCGCUUAGCUGCAAAAAGAUUUUCCAUAGCUUAUUUAUUCGGGAUUAUUGCCUGCACUGUUUUUCAUGUGACAUUAUCCACACUGCAGGCCUUCACAGAAAAAGAAGUGAUGUCAGUGAUUGGACGAGAGCUUGGAAGGUUACUUCAGAUGGUAGGAACAUUGUUAAAUAAUAUUAAACUAGACAAUUUCUGAUUUAAUUAACCUUUCCAUCAGUGGUUCAAUGUUUAUUUUCUUUCUUGUUUUACUUAUUGGCUUUUGUUUUCUCAGGAAUGGGAUGAACGACUAGAAGAAGACUCUCUUUUAGUUGAGAGAAUUCUGUUGCUGCUUAGAAACAUUCUUCAUGUACCAGCUAAUAAGCAGGCAGAAAAGGUACAUGUAUUAUAGUUUCACUUAUUAGCAAUGAAGCCAGACGUGUGCCUCAACAGUGUUGUCAGUGACACCUCUUGAUUUUUUUUCGUACACUGUACAUAGCUGAUUACCAUUUUUCUUUAUUUUGUAAAAAGACUAUGAGUAACGUAGUUGUUUAUUCAUGUUUCACACCCUUAGAAAAGAGCAGCUGAAAAAGUGUGAUUUGAAAUACCUUGAAACAUUUUGACCGUUAACAGGGUGCAAAGAAAGUCAGUUUCACCUGCCAUUCGGGCAAGCUGUAGCUAGCAUGUACUAGCCCACAAGUCAUUUCAACUAGCCCCGAAACCCUUUUUGAUUAGCAGGAUUGAUUACCAUCCUUCUGUAAUUUGAAUUUCCCCAAAAAACAGCACUUGCCCAUUGGGCAAGUUAAGAACAAAAAUCACCAGCCCGAUAGCAAAAUCCACUAACCCCGGGCUAUCGGACACGACUUUCUUUGCACGCUGGGUUAAUAUUUAUCUCUAUUUUUACCCUCCUGUAUGAUUUUUCUACCCAUGGAAGUUCACAUUUGUUUUUGAUUUUCGGAUUCAUUACCUCCAAGUACUUCAUGUUCCUGAGCAGCACUUUGCAUUCUUGUUCUUUAUGGACAAUAUUAAGCCCCCUCAGAUGUAUUAAUUUUAAAUAACGCCCCCAGUUUUACAGAAAUCUAAUCACCUGUAAAAAGUUAACUUUGUUUUUCUUGUAAAUGAAGAGAACAGAUGAUGAUGCCAGCAUUCAUGACCAGGUUAUAUGGUAGGUUCACUAAUCAAGAUACGGAAUCUGGGCUGUCGCUAAUUUUUUUUGUUUAAUAUGCUCUAUGAACCACAUAAAUCACAACGUAUACAGGAGGGAAAGAAAAAAUGAUAACAAUAAUGAUAAUGAUAAAAUAAGUAAUGGCAACAGGACUGAGUGGAGUCCAAUUCGGUCUGUAAUCAUAUGAGUGAUUAACAAAAUCGGACGACCGCGUAGCGGGAGUCCGAUUUGUUUAAUCACGAGUAUGAUUACAGACCGAAUUGGACGACACGAAGUUCUGUUACCAAUUAAUCAUAACUUUAACAAAAUUUGUGAUACAAUAGGCUAUUUUUUAAACCAAAACACAAGAAAUUCGAAAUCCUGUUUUGCUAGCAGUGAAAAAAAACGCCAUUUAAGCACGCGCGUGAUGGCGCGUACUGUCCUAUUAAACUGUCCAAUUAAGGCUGAAAUCAGGGCAGUUGAGAGCCAAUCAGAUUUGACAAUUUUGUUAUAGUUAUGAUUACUGUUAUAAUAGGGCUGUUACUAAGAUUUCAAGUUGCCGGGUACAUACAACAAGUACGCGGGAAUCAAACAGCUAGGGAUUUCUUUUAGUUCUAUUUUUCUUCUAUUUUCCUAUGAAAGUAGCUGGAGGCCACGUUCUUAGUAGCUGGAGGAAAUCCCCAGCCCCCGCCUCUUUAUUAAUGACAACCCUGAGAAUACAGUCUCACAUACUUUUUAACUACUGUUGAACAUCCAUUAAGUGGCUACCUUCGACUGUAUUUUCCUUCAUUAUAUUUUUUUGAAAUAAAGCCUAUUGAAACUAAGUGUAUCAAGCACUUGAUGGCUUCUUGACAGAGGUGACAACAGUAGUAGAACUCUCAUUUGAAUGGCCAAAAGAUGGCCAUGGCCACUUGAUAGAGGUGGCCCCUUAAUAGAAGUUCCAUUUACAAUUACAGUGGACUCCCGGUAACUCAAACCCUCUAUAACUUGAACUUCCUGCUAACUCCAAGCAACUUUCAUUUCAAGUCCCGAUAACUCAAACCUUUUCCUAUUUCCCUUGAAGGCUCGAAUUAGCGGGAGUCGACUGUACAAUUAUUUCCCAUAGUUAUUUUGGGAUUUUGAUUACUGGUACAGACACCUCUAUGUUGAUGCUUGGUUCUCUUCAUUUAAUUAAUGUCCAGAUUGAGAAGGGUUUUCUGUACCAUCAGUACAUGUACGUGGUUGAACAGAACAAAUAACCAGAUUAUUAAAUAACAGUGAUCUAUUUUUUUAUUUAUUUCAUUCUUGAAGGAAUCUCCAUACCAAUGGAAUUGAUGAUCUGUUGCUCUUUAUAGCAAGUUCCCCAGAUGAGGUGGGACAUUUUUUAACAGUUAAUAACAAUGUUUCAUAAAGAAUUUGAAAGUCCUUUAUUGAUGGGGAUAUGAAUACAUUCAUAUCUGCGGGUUAUUUUGGUUGUCAACCCCUGUAACCCUCGAAUACCAUUCCUUUGUCAUCUAUUGAGUUACAGGAGUUGAUCUCAUGUCCAAUCUAGUUUGUUGACACCUGUUUAUUUUUCCAAACACACAUCUUUACAGCCCUUUAACAAGGUCAGUUGUGUGAAGAGGUCAGUUAUAUGGGAGUUCAAUGGUACUGAAAAGAAACACAUGAGAAGUCUGGGAGGCAGCAUGGCUGAGUGGCUAGAGUGCUGGACUUGCAAUUCGGAGGCCCCGAGUUCAAGUCCUGCUCUAACCCCUAGCUGGAUUUGUUCGCGAUAGUCCCGAGUUCAGGUGCUCGGCCAGCUGGUUUGCCUGUGGCCAGUUGGGAUUUCUUAACCCUGUUAAGUUUGAUUUAGAUUAUUUGUUUCAGGCGUUUGCUGGGCCCUACCCCACUAGCAUUAGUGCUAUAAAUACUGCCGAGGGUAAAUAACAGAAUUAUUAUUAUUAUUAGUAGUAGUAGUACUAGUAGUAGUAGUAGUAGUAGUAGUAAUAUUCUAAAAUACUGUACCGGUGUUUCCUACUGUAUUAACUGAUUUGGAUUGUCCCUUUGCAGAGACGUUGGAGCAUGCAUGUACUGGAAAUUGUUUCAUUAAUGCUGAGAGAACAGGUUGGGUUUUACAACGCUGGGUUCACACUUAGUACAUGUGGGGCAAUAUCUUGGGGCAUUUUUCUUAAUUUACUGAAUAAUUAUUGUGAGUAUCAAGCAUGCAUUAGAUGGCUGCAACCCUCUUAUCUUCUUGGUAAGAAUUAAAUUACAGGAGAAAAGAUAGUAAUCUGUAAUAGAUAUUUUCAUUCAUUAUUAUUAAAAGUUGUACUCUAAGAAUUAACUUUGAAUAUGAAAAAUAAAUCUUGUAUUAUAAUUAUGAACUGAGGCUGGAGAUGUGGAAGUGGAUUUCAGAUACUUAUCCCACUGCUUACCAGUUAGUUGUUUAUUUUACUCUAACAAUCUUGUCACAUUCAUGGUUAAUUAAGGGUUGUUCAGAACUAUGUAUGACUUAAAUGCUUUAAUGAAAUCACCGUAAAAUAAUAUAUACAUGUACUACACUAGUAAAACUACAGUCACUGUAAUUCCAUUUGGCCUCACAAAGGUUCCAUGAUUCCUCAAGCAAGUUACACAUAAGUGAUGCAAGGUUUUUGUCAAGUUUUACUUGCAAAGGGUUAUUUUCUUUAUUUUGUUCUCUGUAGAAUGCAGAAUUGCUAGCCAAGGCUGGCGAAGGGAGGUCCAGGAGUGAAAAGAAGGAAGACGAAAGGUACAAAAUUACAGCCAUUCAUUGGAACAAAUUAAGUAAAUUUACUUAUCACGAUGUCAUCAUAUUAGAGCCUGCAUAUGCUUAAAUUUAAAUGUACUUUAAAAUAUUAAGAGGUUACAGUCUUUGUUUAAUUUUCAUAUUCCAGUUUAUUUCUUUUUUUCUAAGUUUAGCAUCUUAAAUCCUUUCCAGACAACUGGAGAUUCUUUAUCAGCAAGAGCUUGCAAGUAAACUAAAUAAUGCAAGAAAGUUUUCUGGCAGGUAAGGAUAAUUAUUUUUGAUUUCUUUCAUUUUACUUAUGAUAUGAUGGCAGCAAAAAAUACCAUAGCCAUUUGUAAUAGAGGUUGUGAGCAGUGAACACUGAACUUGAACCUGAGUUGUAUUUUUUUAAAAGUCUGAUUAGUUUUUUUACUUCCAAGUAUUGAAAUUGUGAGCAGUCUUUUAAGUUACAGUGUAUCUCACUUUGAUCAUCUUCCUAGCUACCAGUGUGUAUUUUGAAUAACUAAAGCUGCCAAAACAAUGUAGAGCAGUGGUUCCUUUUAGUUGAACUACAAUUGGUUUUCACAUAAGUUUCUCUCCACCCUAGACAUUCUAGGUUUGGAGGAACAUUUUAUGUGCAGAAUAUGAAGUCUAUAAAUGAUCAGAAUCAACUCAUAUAUCACAGACCUCUUGCUGGUAAGUGUCUAAAAUACAUGUGAAUGUCAAUAGUGUAGUUAUAUGGUUAAUAUAUUCCUGCCAAUUAAAUUUCAGAUCCCUGUGAACUAGUACAUUCUAGAAUUCCGAAGUGGAAAGAGUUUUCCAUUAUGCAUUGUUCUAAUAACACACUACAGUGUAGAAUUUUAAUAAUAACAGCUAGGUGUCUUAAGGUGGUUAAACAGUCACGGAACCUUUGUAAGUCCAAAUGGAAUCACGGUGGUUAAAACGUUUUUAUGGACAACAAGACAGUUCAGCUGACUAGAUAAAACCCAUCCCCACUUAUGGACAGUCCCUCUACUGGUGACAAUUUUGUUGGCUGUAGCCCACACUCAAGUGCAUGCGCUUCUAGACUUCAAGUAAAGCAAUUAGGCCCAUGCUCUGCAUCCCGUCUCCAAAAUUUUUUCUUGGAAAUCCAGUUCAUUCAGCAGUUUUCAGUGUCAUUGCUAGCUGUUGGAUCCCUUAACUGAUAAUUGGCACUAGAUAAUCAUACACUGUCUCAUAUCUCAGUUACGCUACGCUCUGAUCUGCUGCCGAUGUGUCCACUGUCUAUCUCUAAUUGUAUAUGCAAUAUUUUCUCUUUUCUUUGUGACAUAGAGGUAAACAAUAUGACCUUUGAUCACAAUAAGACAGCACCAAAGAAGAGGAAAAAACAAUUGGCUGCAAAAGAAAUGGGAGAUGAGAGGCGAUCCACAUUGAGCAUAAGGUGUGUGCAUUGAUAAGCAUGAUGCAGUUUUCAUUUUCCAUGGUAUAGUAUUAUGGGUAACUGUCUAAUACUGUCAAUUAUGAACACUCUUAAUUAAAACGAAGUUAGAGGGCAGUUAAGACAAGGGGACUUUGCUGUAGUUGGAGAAAGAAGUAAGAUAGCUAUCCUUUGAGUUCCAAGGUGCUCCAAUUUAGAGUUUAUCUUGUGUCACAAUUAAGAAUCAAGAGAAUGCUUUUGUCCACCUGUGCAACUUCUUGACUCAAUAUCACUUUUCACAUCAGCUGUGGUAAACUAAUUAGGUACCUUUUUUACUUGAAAACUGGACUUGUCUAAUGGACACAAUUUGUCCACCUGUGUUGUAAAAACGUCUUUACAACUUGCAUCAGUUCAACAGUGUUGGACAAGACAAGCUGUCAUGAUUUAUAUGAUGUAUCAAAAGGAUAAGUGCCAACCAGCUGAAUCUUAUUUUUUCUUCCCCAAGGUUGUUUCUGAAAAAUUUUUGUAAGGGAUUCUUACAGAAUUGCUACAAUCCAUUAAUGUUUGUAGUUAAGGUAAGUGGUCAGUAAUAGUAAGUAACUAGUUUGAUAUAAAAAGUCAACUCCCCUUGUUGCAGACACCCUUGACACUGUGAGCUACUGUUCUCGUUAUUGAGAGUCUGCAAUAGUGGGUUACAAGAAGAAUUACAAAUAGAUACUAUGUGCAACUAAGAAAUGCUCAGAAAAAAUCCGAGCCCCCAACAGGAAUCGAACCCAUGACCUUCCAGAUACCAGUGGGAUGCUCUAACCACUGAGCUAUGGGCAACUCAUAAACAAGCAGGUCGUGGGUUUUGGGGUAGCCACAGGACUUUUCAUCUUGCGAGUACGCUGGACUAAAGCAGAGCAACACACUGACUUACUUGCAUCACGCAAGUACCUUAAGAAAGUGUUGUGUACACUUUAAAACCAACCAAGCACCCAAGUGUGAUGAAGUAAUAUUAUGAGAAGAAUUUCCUUAGAAAUCAUUUGCAUCAGAGUUAAUUGUAAUAAAUGUAGUAUUGUAGGCAGUUCAUAUAGGCCACUAGCAGAAGCCAUAAUAAUUAUGAAUUUAAUGCUGGGACAACUAGUUAAGGCUAGGUUACCUUCUAGUGGGAGCAUGGCGGAUGUGCACAGUAAAACAGCAUGUAAGCUGUUGAUCUAUUAACUUGUUGAGACCCUUAGAAAAGGGCUUGUAAGUCCACAAUAGCAAAAAUUUGUAAUGAUAGGAGUUUUUUAGUUAAAAUGUCUGUAAGUUAUGCUGGGAUUUAGCAACUGACUGUAUACCGGGCUGUUAGUAAUAGUGAGGUGUCCACAGGGCAAGAUACGUAAAAGUUACUUGAGGCAAGGUUCAGUGUUAAGUUGAUUUUGUUUUAUCAUGCCCCACAUAUGUAUGUUCUUAUGUCGUCAGGAUAACCUCAAGCAUGGAAGGUCACAAGAAAAUGAUGAAACAUACUUCCUGUGGGCCAUGAGGUAGAAGCAAAGCGGUCCCCUAUGACUAGUCUAUAGAAAGUCCAAAAGCUAUCAUUUUAUGAACCUUAAGGUGCACAGCAGUGAAAUUUGGUGCAAGGAUGAAAAGCUUUUGUAGCCAGGGGCUACAAAGUUCUGUGACAUUCUCCCCUAGCUAUUUUGCCUUCAUCUUCUUGCUAAACAAAAGAUGAAAUGAACCAGAGAUCCAAAUAAUCACCUACAAGAGAAGGCUUUUUUCCAUGCUACCCUUUGAUUUUAUCAUGUACAAUAUUUUUGACAAUUAUUUUGGUCUGUUUCUAGGUUCUUUAUGGAAUUCAGUAGACACCAUGACUUCAGAGUGGACUAUAUAAGGUAAACAUCAGUGUGCAAAGAAAGUCAUGUUUGAUCUGUUUGCAUUCUUAACUUGCCCUGGUAAGUGAAGUUUUUUGGGGGGGAUUCAAACUUCUGAAGUACUGUGAGACAAAUUGUUGUUAUUCUUCACUUGAUUUCAUUUCCGCAGUUCACAUAAAUUAUAUGAUUUAUUUCAUGAACAUUUGUCACAUCUCAUCUCUUUCACGGGAACUUAUGAACACAUAAUUGACCUGCUCCCAACAUCAGUGGCUUCAUAGCUUCAUUGCCCAGAGGGUCACACCGGUAUCACAAGGUCAUGCGUUCAAAUCCCGUUGAAGUUGUGAAUUUUUUUCAGGAUUCUCUUUAAAGACCUAAUAAAUUUUUGUGGGUGGAGAGCUGUUUUUCAAAUUGAUCUGAUUAUUGAUGAAUAAUGAUUAAUUUAUGCCAAUACUGCUCAUCAUAAAUUUGUCAGACCAGUUAAAAUGACUCUUGGGUUAGUACUUGCGAACUUCAGCUUGCCUGAAGGGCAAAUUGCGAAAAUUCUUUUCUUUGCACCAUGAAACAUGCCUGUUAUUUAAUCAUCUUAAGGCCCCACCCUCAGAGAAAGGCAACUGGCAGCUCAAUAUUCCUGGCCAGCUGCUCAAUAGAGACUCACCAGCACGGCUGCCCAGUUAGCUCAGUUAGGAGAGCACUGGCCUGCUGAGUGGGAGGUCAUGGGUUCAAACCCUGGCUGGAACCAACAACCAGGGUCUUUUCAAAAAACUGAUGAGAUUAUGCUGGCUGCGAUUUGAGACCUUGCCUCCGUUUAGAUAAUCCCAUCUUUGGGUGUCGGCCUUGUCUCCUUCAUCCUUCUUUCAUUAGUCAAAAUUGAAGGGGACAUAAAAACCUACACUUCUGUUUGGAAAGAGUAGGGGAAGUUAGCCCGCCGUCGUGUUGUCUACCUUUCACACAUCACGUAUCUUUCAUGUAAUGGUCUAUGGGUGGGUUACAGUAAGCUCAUAAAUGGAUUGAAAGCAGCUGCCACUGGCACCUUGUACUCUGAAGUCUGAGGGCGCAUCUUUUUUGUUCUCUAAUCCAUGACAUUAGAUUACAUUACACAGAAAGCAGUUUUACAACUUGUUUUAAAGAAGACUGCUUAAUAGAGGAUAAGCUCAGACUGUUUGUGUCAUUCCAUGUCCAUUGUCUUUUAAACAUGGUGCUGUUGUUUUUUAUGUUCUUAGUGAGACACUUAGUGUGGUGAGCUUCACAGACCUGCUUAACAUCAUCAUCAAAUUUUAUGAUGGAUGUGAAUCAAACAAAAGUGAAGCCCUUGUCUGGGGAAGGAGGUAAGAGUUAUCCCUGUUAAAAGGUUUUCUUCUUCCAGAGAUGAAUAGCUAGAAAGCUAUGGGCAACAAAACUGGACACAAUAGUGAAACAUCUUUCAUAUCGUGAGUUAUGUCUGUGGCUUUAAUCACACCUUGGUCAGUUUGUACAAUCCACAGAAGUUGAAUUCACACAUGUGUUGAUCAAGUUAAGGAAGAAAAUUAGAAAUUUUGUCUGUGUGUUACAUCCUUUGUAAUACUGCCAUUAGCAUUAAAUUAACAAAAAUGUUGUGUUAGUGAUAAUGCUAAUCUUGAUGAUGUUGUUGUUGUUGUUGAUAAUUUUGAUGAUGCUGAUGAUGAUAUUGAUGGUGAUUAUGGUGAUGAUGAUGAUAAUGCCAUUAAUGAUCAUGAUGAUAGCAAUACGGAUAACCUUAGCCUUUCUCUUUAUGAGGCCGGUUAAGGCCCCUUGGAGAGGAACAAAAGUUAAGUGGUCAACUAACACAGUAAUAAAAAAUAUACCUUUGUAGGCUACACCUUGCAAUUCAAGCUUACAAAGAGUUGAUUCUGAAUGUCAUGUACAUGGACAAGUCUGAUGACGAAACUUUGGUAGAAAAUGCUAAGAUCAUUAAAGGUAAGCAGAGGUGUUAACUACUAUUAUGACAGGUAGAAGAAAUGUAAAGUUGCUGAUGAAAAGCAUAAUGUUAAGCCAUUACAUCCAUAUUUGUACUGCAAUAUUAACUCAAGAAUAAACUAGAGAUUUCUUGUGGUAAUUUUUUGAUGAAUGUUAGAUCAAUGUUUAUUUCUGACUUUUCAGGAAACAUUUUUUACAUGUCUGAGUACAGAGAUACAUUGCUAUCACUUGUGAGGAAGUUUCACAUGUCAAAACAUACAAAGUAUGGAUACGUUAUUGUAUAAGUGUGUUGUUAUGUAUGUAUUUGGGACUCUAAGAUACAUAUGUCUUUUUUGGUGUGCUAUUUGGAUUGCUGUAAUAUUUAAUGCAGUGAAAGUGCAAGCAAUGAAUUAAAAUUUUUAUUUUCAAAAUUCACCUGAAAGUUAUUUUUCCAAGACCCUUUUCACACUCAUGAAUUUUAAAACACUUGCAUGAUUUUUUCACAUGCAUCUGCAAGGUCAAAUCAGAUCACAGCUUGUUAGAUAAGUGAUUGAAGAUUUCCUAUCUCAACAAAAUCUUUCAAACCAGCAAAAGGGUGGUGUAAUAUACUGAAACUGUUUGGCCCUUGUUGUUCAUAAAUUGCACAGUGCUAUCCACUGGAAACAUUGGUAUCCAGUACAUAAGGAUAAGAAAUACUAACUGCAUCACCUACUGGAGAAUUAUUUCUCCAGUGGGUAUUAUUAUCAGCGGGGUAUUUUGCAGAAUGCCGAAUGCAGAACACCAAAUGACUCUGAGUUAGUGACUGGGGCUAGAAAACUGAGUAAUUCAGGUUCCAUUUAAGGUCGUUACUCUAGGAAAACAGACCUGAAACUUUAAUAUAUUCACUCAGUUUUCUAACCCUAAUCACCAAACUUCAGAGUCAUUCGGUGUUCUGCAUUCGCCAAACACCGGACGAAGAACGCUGAAUGACUCUGAAGUUUAGUGAUUAAGUUUAUUCACUCAGUUUCCUAUACUAACCCUAAUCACCAAACUUCAGGGUCAUUUAGUGUUCGGCAUUCUGCAAAAUACCUAUGGUAUGUUUUCCUCCUUAAUCCUUUAAGCCCCAAUAUCCACAUACAAAUUCUCCAAACUGAUCUCUAUAUAUUUCCUUAAAGAAUGAGUUGAGAGAAUUUGACAAAAGAUCAAAGCAUUUUGUCUAAGGUGAUCAUUUUAUUAAUUCUCAUAACCUAAUCUCUUGACAAUGUAUGGAUAUCAUUGGGAGAAAAUUGAUGUUGGUCACUAUUGGGACUUAAAGGGUUAAAACAACUAGUCCCAGGCCCCAGUUAUUUGUAAGUUGGACAGUGCUAUCCACCAGCCACUAUAAGGAUUAGGAACACAAAUUAAUUGCAUAAAUCUAUCUUUGGAAGUCAUCAGAGGAAUUUGGUGUGACUCUGUAAUUUUUUUUACCUAUGUAUUACCUGUUUCUAAGUAAUUGAAUGACUUUACAUUAAUAUUGUCCUUAUCAUAGGGGCUACCUGAGAGACUUGAUUGAAGCUUUUCACAUUUUCUUGAAAAUGUUAGAAAAAUACUGCUCUGGAAAAUCUCAUAUAGUGGUUCAGGUAAGGGUUGAAUUUUCAUUUAGCAAUAUACCAAACUUUUUGCUGUGAAAAUAGGUACAGUAUCUGUUAUUUUAUAAUAAUAUUAUGCAGUAAUAACUGCACAUUUUUUCCAGAUACACAGUGGAAUAAGCAUAGCGUAGCUCUUAGAUCCAAUAUGGUUAAAUAAAAGUUGGAUCAUGUGUCUUUUAGGGGACUGUCGAUUGAUGUAUUGGCCGCUAUGUUGGCCGGGAUGUUAGUCAAGAGUUGACCGAGUAUUGGCUGACAUGGCGGCUGAUAUGUCAAUUGACAGUUGACCAAGAUGUUGGCCGAUACACCGAUCGACAGUCCCCCAAAAUAUACAGGAUCCUAAAACUUUUGUGUUGUACUAGUAUGGUGCUUCAGUGCAACCAAACAAUCUAAAGGGUUGUGGAAAAUGUCAGGGAUGUGCUACUGGUAACAGUUACAGUUUUCUUAAGUGCAGGUGCACUAGGUAAUAGUGUAACAUAAUUUAUUUGCAUGAUUUGUACUAAUUAUUUUGUUGGUUUUAGAAAAAGAAAAAGGCUUCAAAGAAGAAGAAAAGAACUCCACUUUCAAGUAAGCUUCCCUUUUUGCUUAGUGUGUGGCCUUCUGUGCAGGAGGUCCCAAGUUCCUGGUGGCUCCUAACACCUUACUUUUGCUCUCAGGCAACUAGAAAAUCUUAGUUUUUUUUAUAUAAAUGCUAUGCUGGGCAGCCUAAAUUUUGCAGGUUUACGGCACUGGGCUCCCUUAAAUUUUCCUCACAGCACAACCUUGUGUUUUAUUUAGAAUGAACAUGAUGUGAAGUGCAGGAAUAAUCUUUAAUUAGAUUUGCUGUUUUGUUGUUAAGUUUAAUUUAUGACACCAACAGGCAAGCUUAUGUUGUUAUACAUUCAUGACUGUCUAUUUUACUGUCUUCUCAGAUUCCUCAGCAAACUGGACACCAGAGGAAAUUGACCAGAGGUGGCAAGAUUUGGCAUCAGAUCUGUCAGCAAUGCUUCAAGGUCACACAGGGGACAUUCCUGAGUCUGUGGCCCCUUUUGAUGCAGCAUCAGAAAUUCCCAUUGAUGAACAAAAGUGAGCAACUGAUUAUGAUUGUUAGUAAUCCCUGUUUUUCCAGUGUAUGUGUUUUUUCCAAUUUAUAUUGUGAUUUCCUGGCAUUUACUGGAGUCCAGAGUAUAGCUCUCUGUAAAUUCUGGUGGGGAAGGUAGGGCUAUGCUUUAGCCGCACCUGGUGGUGCCUUAUGCCAAACUUUUACUCCUGGGCAACUAGGAAAUCUCCAGUUUUUCAUAGAAAUCGCAUGCAAGGCAUAGUGGAUUUGAUGGGUUCAGAGGACUGGGCUCACUUCAUUUUUUUUCUUAGACCACAGCCUCGGUAGAUGUGUUAAUUGAAAAUACUACCAAGUGCAGUGAUUUUCCACAAAACGUUUGACAGACUAGUUUUCACAAGCAUGUCUUGUGUGUUGCAGGACAAGUGCUUUAUCUCGGAUUCAAGGAUUUCUAAGAAAUCAACAGUCUGGCGAAGCUAUUGCAUUACUCAGGGCAGCUAGGUAAAGUGUUAAAAUGGUAACAUGGUCUGGACUUUACUCUCAGAUGUACAAGGUUUGGAGGUGUGGAUGUCAAAGCACCCUUAAUCCAGAACCCAGUAAAUGUUCAUUUAUUCCUCCAGGAAAUUUUGGUAAACUAGCUAACAAGCAUUUGCUAUGUGGUAUCUUUGGGGCCAAGACAACUGUAUGCUAUAGAGAGAUGUGAAACUCCAUCUGAGUUUUAGCCCUUAUAUGGAAAUGGGCAUACUCAGGGAAAGAGAAGAAAAAACAUUUUGGGGUUGGUAAACGUUAAACCACAAGAAUGGUACUAAAGUACUUUGUUGCCCAGGCUUCCAAAUGUGGGCCCCAUUAAUUUUUCAAAGGGUGUGUUGACUCACUAGGGUAAAUUUCAGUAAUUUGAUAAUUUCUGUUAAUUUUGAAAAAUUAUGGGGAAACACAACUACAAACAUUUCCUUUUUGAUAAUCUGUUCAGUUCCUUUUUUAUUUCGUCAGACAAUCUAGAAGCCCUGUAAGUAUUAUAGAUCUUCUGAAAACAUUGACUUUACCUCUAUUUGUGCUAUGCAAUAUUCUCUAUGGUUUUAAACAUUUUUCACUGUCCUUGCAUUUCAUGCUUUUAAGCCUCCAGUUUAAACUUGAAACUAAAUUGCUUAUGUUAAAUAAAUGGACAUUAGUUUUCUUUUGACGUUCACUUCAGAGAUGUAUGGCCAGACGAUCAGUUUGGAUCUGCUGGAAUUGGCGCUGAAGAAGAGUUUAUGUGUUUGUGUGAUAUUUUCAAAAUGCCUUUACCUAAUGGUGAGUUAGCAAAGGAUGCUUUGUGCAUGAUCCAUGUCACAUUAUGGUAUUACUUCCCUGUUCUUAGGUAUACCUCUUUGUUUUCAGGUAUACAAACAUGUACCUCAAAAAUUUGAUACUUUUACUUCAAUUUGUUAGGGCAUUUGGGUAGACAAUUCCCUCUUGGGUAGUGUCAAGCAAUUUUUUUCAAACUAGAAUUUGUGUUUUCAUUAUCAAACAUAUAAAAUAUGCCAAAACAAAAUUUUUAUAGGUAUUCCAGAUCGAAUACCCCUUUAUUGGAUCUGGCAUUUAGGUUCAGACAAUUUCCUCUCUUGUUAAUGGACUAGUAUCCCAUCCAGUAACCCUGUAAUGGGGUAUCUCAUUCACGGGAGUCAAAGCAAAGGCAAGGUGCCUCAUGUCACCAAAACCUUGUAAAGCUCUGACCAUGUUGGCUUUAAUGACUUGUUUCCACCUAGUAUACCACCUUAAACUCUCUGUUUCCCCUGCUUCUGGCACUGCACUUCACCCUCUUUAAUGAGGCACUGUCCUGGCAAGAUAUUACACUUGUACAUAUUAUUGGCAUUUGUUCAUAUUAUUUCUUAUAUGUCUUAUCAGUGACAAUUCCACCUGAAAAUGAAGGAGAUGAAAGGGAAGAAGAAGAGGAUGCCAUCCCAGGUCAGAGAAAUUAUGCAGUUCAACACCUAUAUAAUAGUAAUUCAACAAAGUGUCUGUACAUUUUCCAAAUUUGAGUUGUCAGAGUCGAGAGUUGGUGCUGCCUGGCAUCCUGUGUCUUAUUUUCAUACCAACUGAAACUUAGCACUCUGUUUCUUUCGCUGCACUCUGUACUCUUGGCAGGUUCGAGAUUCUAAUCUGCAUUGUCGUUGAGAAGCGAAUGGCAGUGUACUGGCCCACCCAAAAACCCUCAACUGAAUGGGUUCCCCUACUCCUCCUUGAUAAAGGGGUUAUCCCACUCUAUUUGCUUUCUUCUUAAAACAGUACAAUUUGCCCCCUAUCAAUUAAAUUCCAAAAAUAAUGGUCCAGUUUUGUUUUUCAAGACUAUAUUUAGGCAUUGAAACUGUUUCCUGUCAUCUGGUGCAAAGGAUGGCAAGGAUAGACAUGGAUUGAAACGUGAAAACGUUGAGCCAACUUUUUCAUUGUUUAAUGCUAUGCCUGCCAAAAUCACCAACGUAUUAUGGUUGGUGCUCCCUGGUGAAUUCUUCAUAGUUCUACAGUAAUGAAUUCAGCACAUAAUUGACCUUAGUCAGCAAUAUCAUCGUGAGAUAGCCCCUUUAAUAACAGUAAGUUAUACAAUUAAGGAGAAGGCUACAAAGAAACUUUUAUUUUUAUUACGGUUGUCUCUGUCAAUAACUUCUCCGGCCAGUCAAUAAAGUGUGGUUUGUAGUGUUUCCUGGUCAGCAAAGUACUUAUUACUGACCCAGAUAAUUGAAGGUUUUGAGGAUUCUUUUGUUUUUCAGAGGAAGAAGAGGUGCAAGCUGUACAGGCUCGUGAAACCGAGUUUAGCAUCCAAGAUUUUCUUAACAAGUGAGUAUAAUCGUUUUCUUCCUCUGCAUUCUAUGUUAAAAACCCAUUAUUCUCCAAUCUGAACUAAGAUACGAGGUUUGGUAACUAAUACAGACUAAACGUAAUCCUAAUGUAAAUAAUCAGUGUCGCCAGAAAACCAAGAACUAACCAUUCUGAAAACCAUGGUGAAUUUUAAUCAGUUAAAAUGUCUUUUUAUGUUGUAGACUUGCCAGCCCUUCUCUUAUUCAGCCUUACUGCUGGCUUUUAAAAUUUUACAAUGAAAACAAAGAAGCGACCAACCAUGCCAUCAUUAAGAUGCUGCACCGGGUUGCUGUUGACUUGAAGACACCAUCCAUGCUGUUCCAGCUUUCACUGUUUAGAACAUUCCAGAAAAUUCUCUCCGAUCCAGCAGCAAAUCAGUACAAGGUAAGGUUGGAGCUUGUUUACACCAGUCUUAUUUUCCAAGAAACCGCGUACGUUUCUUUUCCCAUCCAUACGUAAACAUUAUUCAUUGGAUGAAGAAGAAGUGAAGCAGUUCAGGAGUGACUGUUGAUGAUGAUGAUCAUGUGACUUGCUUAGAAAUCCGGUUUUGAGCGACUGUAACAGAAAAAAAUAUACUACCAUCAAUGCAGUCACUGUAAUCAUCAUUACCUGAAAUAUCUUGGUAACGCUCAUUGUGUCAUGACUAAUCCCACUGGAGAUCGGGACACAAGGGCAAACCACAAAGCCUUAGUGCCUUUUGUCCUAAAACAAAAAAAACGAGUCAUCGCUGGGCUCGAAAGAACUCCUGUCCUGUAGUCCGGGACAAGUAGAUGUUCUCGCAGGGCAAGUGAAUGUUAAAGGUUUUUUGCCCAAUCAGCAAGGGGCCAGUCAUAACAUCCUCUAAUAAAAUUAUUAACUAAUUUGAGCAAGAAGUGGCCUUAGGCAAGAAAAAUGUGAGAGCUAGCUGCUUUCCCAAAGGACAAGCUGAAGUUUUUUUUGGAGCCCUGAAUCAGGACACUACUACGUCUGUGUGUGUUGGUUAUGCUCAUGCUUUUGCAUUGUGUCUCAAGACCAGCCUUAAUUGCUACUUGUGCCCAGUGUAAUUACCUAAGUACAUAAGUUGGUUUGAUUUUCGUCAGAUAAUAGAACAACAUACUAGGUUUAUUGUACGUGUUCCAUUGUUGAUCACAAAGAUAGAGAAGGCAAAUAAACCGGUAAAAAAGUUCAUAAUUGUCUUGAUUUGAUUGUUUUGCGCAGGAGAUGGUGAAGUUUUCCAGAUAUAUUGUUGCCAAGUUUUUUGAGAAGUUGCCCAACAACCCAGUGCUUCUAGCCGAGCUCGUGGUUUGGAAGACCGCAACAGAUUGUUAUGAAAUAGAAGAAGGUUAUGGAAGUCUGGCAUUGAGGUAAAAAUCCUCUUUUGAUUUUACCGAAAACAGUGCUUUCCACAGAAGCCAGGUGUCAUUUGAGAUUUGCGCACUAAAUGGUGAAAAGGAUAGGAAAGGUCAUGCAACUCUUCACUUCAUUCAGUAAUAACGACCUACUUUGUUGCUGCGAUAAGAAAGAGAGAAAACCACAUUUAGCAGUGCUACAUUACUGUAACAGUAGCCUGAGAAACAGCCGAUAUUUCGCUACGCCACCACUGGUUUCUCCUCGAAAUGACGUCUGAGAAACGAGUGCAGAAGUUCCAUACUCAUGACGUGUCGCUUAAUAAACAAGAUCUGGGUAGUGUUUCUGAUUGGUUGAAGCAAAUUUCACAUGUGGCACGGCCAAUCAGAAGCACCACUCUGAUCUGGGUAGUGAUGCGUCAUCAGUAUUGAACGUCUGCGCUUGUUUCUCAGACUUCGUUUCGUGAGGAAACCAGUGGUGGCACUGCGUAAUGUCGGUCGUUUUCUCAGACUAUACUGUUAGGCAUUGAAAUGUUAUUUCUUACAGAAAUGCAAGCAAAAAUGCAGCAGUAUGGACGUUUGAAGAGGAAGAAGAGUUGCGAGAAUUGUACGAGGAACUUAAAGGCUCCGAUGGUAUGUGUUACAUUUGUAGUUUUGACGACCAUCUUGUGUUUUUCGCAAGUGAGAAAGACAAAUCCCUGAAGUAUGAAGUAAAUUCUGCUACCGUAAAAUUCCGAAAAUAAGCCCCUCCUUGUAUAAGCCCCCCAAAUUCGUAACGCAAAAAACCCUCCGUUACAUCGCCCCUCCAAAUAUAAGCCCCCUGGGGGGCUUGUACUUGGAAAUUGCCCUCAAAUACAAUGUAAAACAAAGCAAAAACGGUAAAUUUCCUUCCAGCUAUAAGCUAGACCAAUCGAUUUUGAAACGCAAAUUUCCCUCCGUACAUACGCCCCUCCGAAUAUAAGCGCCUCAAAAAGGGCCUUUGAAAAAUAUAAGCCCCGGGGCUUAUUUUCGGAAUUUUAUGGUAAUUCUUUUAAUAUUUAUUUGUCGAAGGGUUCUUAAUAGGCAGUCUCCGAGUUCCAAAAACUCUCACUUUAUAAAUGAGGCUAAGUGUAAAACCUUUCUUGUGAAAAUGAGUUUUUUACAUGAGAAUAAGAAAUCAUUUUCAUAUCAAUGGAGUCACACUUAGCCUCGCUUUGAAACAGAGGCUUGAGGCAACUCAGGAAUGGCCCAUUUCCUUGAAUCUAGUUGCAAAAGGUUCGUGGAAAUUAUCACAAACCUCCAUAUUCCUCGAUUGUAAUAUCACCCCUGCAAAUUUGUUUACCAGGAAGUUAACCGGUGGUUGUAUAACUGUUUUAAAGGAUUUGCUUGUCAAAACAUCUGGCAUCAAACCUUAUCAAGUAACGAGUUUAUUUGCUUCAAUGUGGCCUAGUGUUGUUAAAACCUUAAUGAUUACUGUUGUGGUAGAAGCCUCUAAAAACUAAAGCUUUUGGAACUCUUAAGUUUGAUGUUAAAUUUUUGCGGGCAACCAGAGGAGCCCACAGUCCUUAUCUCCAGGUUGCUAUUACGCAUGUGCGGCACGUAUGUAGCCAGUUGGAUUUUAACAGUUGGACUGCCAUCAGAAUAGAUGGAAUGGAUACAAUGCUAUCUGAUCACACACAGUUAGACCUUCUAUCACUCGUAAUCUGAUUCGCGCUUUUUAUCCUUCUAUCAUGUGAAACUUACAUAAAGGACAGAUUUGGAGCAAGAGCGUUUUGACCUUCGAUCGAUCUCAACCGCAUUCCCUAACCUUGGUUAUUGUGAGUUGUAAUCCUCUAGCUAAGAGUUUCUUAAUGAUUGUUUCAGAUCUCGUGGACAAGAUUAUGGAAAAGAUGUCAAGUGAUUCAAAGAAUAGGCGACAGGUACUUGCGUUUUGUUUUGUUGUUUCUGUCUUUGUUUGUUCUAUUGAAUACGUAAAGUAAGUUCUUGAUCCCCUAAGGUGUGUUAGUAUAAGAUUCUUAGAACCUAUUCACGUACCCCUCCUCUUACGGACAUUUUGCCCUAAGUGAGAGUUACAUUAGGGGAAGAGUAGUAUCUUAGAGCGCUUUACAGAGGCCAGAAAUGGCCGGCCUGACCGAUCGUUGUGAAAUAUGAAUAUUAGUCCUUUCUCGAAAUUUUUACCAAAAUCCAUCACUGCCGUGUGAACUAUUUAGUAGGGCUGAUCUGGAUGAAUGGUUCUGAUUGAUAGUGUAAUUCUCUUUACGAUUGGACUGGUCUGACCGGACAGUUCUGACAAAUGGUAAGCGCCCUGUCUGCCACCCUUGGUUAAUUGAAAAUUUCUCUGUCACAUUGUUGACCAAUCUGGAGUAAACUCGACACCAAUGGUGAUUUGCCUGCGCGCUCUUUUCCCUCUUACUCCUUUUAUGGCUAGCCGCAGUUGAAUCCAAGACCCUAGCCCAAACCCUUUGAGGCAACUUCUUCUUCAUAACCACUGCAUUUUAUUAAUUUCGUGUGUAAUUGCCUGGAGAAAUGGUGUCACGUUAACUUUUUAAUUGCAGAUCAUGAACAAACUGGUGACGCUAAAACUGGUUACAGACAGAAAGGAACUUCAUAAGUAUGUUUGAACAUUUCACUUAAUGUUAGAGCCCGGCAAGUUAAUCAAGUGUUAUAAAACUUAUAACUUAUCGCCGGGACAUAAUGUUUACGGCAAAAAACAUAAGCAGGUGAACAUUUUCCCUCCAUUUACUACAUUUACGUAUUGAAUGUGAGGAUAAUUCUUUACAUUCAUGAAAACAAGAGAAAUGGUGGAUUUCCACUGUCGCGUAAUUUUUGCGUGCGUACGCGCUUGAAAUUUACGCAAGCAAAUAAAAGAGGCAAUGUAUAAAGUGUCACCCAUAAAGUAACAGUUGAACCUUACAUUGCCUCUACUUUAUUUGAGCGCGUAAAUUUCAAAUAUGUAAGCACGUAAAAAUUACGCGGUAGUGGAAGUCCACUCUUAGUGAACAAUAAAUUAGCCAUCAAAAGGUCAGCUUUACCAUUCGUCGCUCGUAACAUGUCUGUAAGAAGUUCAUUUGUUUAGUUAACUGAUGAUUAUUAUUUAUUUAUGUGCAGAAAACCAGUAAAGAAAAGAGCGUGGUCGGAGGAAGAGAAUGAACAGCUGAGAGCCUUGUAUGAGGAAUAUAAGAAUUCAGAACAAGGUUUGUGCUUCUGUCAAAUUGAUUGAGCUAAGCCGUUAGUGUAAAUAUCAAUGCCGCAAGCGUGCACUCAGUCUGCCACAAAACGGAACGCGAACCCUUUUUAAUUUUUUGCUCUCCCACCAACACUAUCUCUUUCACUGUCUCAUGUAGGAGGAAUUCAUACCACGUAAGAUAAUAUCCAUGUAAAAUCAGGUUUACUGUUUUAUGUGACAGAUUUCAAUUAAAAAUAUCAGACCUUUACGCUUGAAAUUAAUUUUACUGUUAUUUAUGACAAAUAUCGCUUCAAUAUCUUGCCUCUUGCGUCUAAAAUUGGGCUUCAUAGUAUCGGGCUAUCAUUGUCUGGCCCCGGGGGUUACUCCCUAUAAUGGCCUAUGCGGGAAGACUCCGCCCGAACGGGCUACCUUUUUCAGGCUUAGGUUUAUCGUAGGGUUGGGAAUUAACGAGUUGAAGUACAUAAAGUGGUGGUAAAAUCUAUCAUUAAAAAGGUACUUUGUUUAAAGUGUUUUGAAAAGACGGGCUUAUGGCUAUAUCAUUUUAAUCCAUUAAAAUGUUACACAAAAAUUACAAAAGGACUGGCUGUUAUAGGGAUUUAUUCUUAUUAGUAGGUAUAUUAAAGAGGUAAAGGUUUUCAAUGGAGGUGUGCGAAAGGCUUACCUUUUCUGCCAAAAUUGAAAGGGGAAGGGGUAGGAUCACAGGGCGGAGCCUCCCUGAUAAGGGUGCGUUUCUUUGGGAUGAUCCACAUCAGGAUCAGUGAUCCGAUAUCACUUGGAUCAUGGCAGGUAAAAUAAACUCUGAUGAACCCGGGGUGGAUUUGUCAGGCUUCUUUGUUGUCCUAUGAUCCGAGUGAUCUCGGAUCACUGAUCCUGAUCUGGAUCAUCCUAAAGGAACGCAACUUAAAAUUUUGCUGAAUACCCCCCUCCCCCUCACGCUAAUGGUCUGGGUUCAUUGUUUUUGUACGACAGAUAUCGUGGAAAGGAUCAUGGAGCACAUGCUUAACUCAUCGAGAACAAGACGUCAAGUUGUCACUCAGCUGGUAAACUUGGGCGUCGUUGAGGACAGAAAGUUGCUGCGAAAGAAAAGGAAGAAGGGGGAAAGAAAGAGAAAGAAAGAUGAUGGAUUUGUUGUGGUAUGUCAGUGACUGUUAAAUUUCCUGCAUUAUUAUUGACCUGUUCUCCCAUCUAGGUUCUGAUUGGCUGCAGGCGAACUGUAAAUUCUAACUGGUGGUAGAUUAGCGGGAGAUUACGAUGAUUUCACGGUGACAUGAUAGGCUGAUUUAGCAACAGAAUGGGAACGUCAAUUGAUGUUCCAACCGUUGGCUUGACCAAUCGCAGAGCGGCAAAUUGGGCUUCGGAAGUAGCGUUUAGUCCUUUCCGUCGUCAACUGACGUUCCCGUUUUGUUACUAAAUCAGCCUAAUUUUUAAACAGGGCACGGCAACCAGUCGGUACCUAAAUGAUCCUAAUCUACCCACUGAUUCACUCUUAAACUGGGUUUUGUUUGUCUGUUUUUCUGGUGUUUUUAGGAUGAUGAUGUAGAAGACGAGGACAGUGAAGAAGGUAACGAGAGCGUUUGGUGCUGUUGCACAGUUUUACCUACGAUCCUGGACAAAAUUCCUUGGAAGAGUAAUGUAGUAUUCAUAAUUUUCUACAAUUUCAGGGCGCUCUCAUAAAACAGUGCAUCCUUUUCGAAAAUAGCUUGUAAUUCUCCCUCCCCCUUGGAUGCCAGCUUCCAACGUUGCUUGGGGGUGGAGGUGGGUUUAGGCAUUUUGAAUUGACAAAAGGCGCGCGAAUUUAAAAUUUUGUCCAUGAUUGUAGUAUAAAGGGUUAAUACAGAAGAAACACUGACUGGGAGAGCUUGUUUUUGUAGCUCUGGAAAAGGAGAUUGGACCUUUUUACAUUUCACUGAAUUCAUCAUUCCACAUGAGCUUUUGAAAGUUAUGCAAGCCAAGUUAAAGACUCUUCUCUGUCUCUGUUAACGCCUUCUUACGGUAAAAAGUAGAGUUAAUGUGUUCAGUUUUCUAAUGUGGCGAAUAAACAGUCUUCUAAAAUGUAGAAUUUAAAGUGUCGCGGAAACUCAUUUUGAAAGGUAAAGUUGGUAGUAGAUUACAGCCACUCAAAUGCACGCCAAUUUUCAAUGUUGUACAUGGGGACUGUAUACUCAUUUAUACCAUGCUGUCUCAUUGGCGUAGCUGAUAACAGUGAGAGAGAGGAAGGCUUUCAUCGCCCACCGAGCUCCUCUAGUGAAGAUUCUGAGGAAGAUGAGGAUUUGGAUGGUAGUGGCGAUAACUUGAAUAACAUCAUCAGUAAACUAAAAACUGCAGGUAAGGGUUUGUUUGUAAAUGGCCAACACAGAGCUCGCAAAAAAAAAAAAUUCCAGCAAGUUCUUUUGGCGAGCAGCUUUGACACUUUGCUUGCCUGAAACAACUAUUUUCCUGUUUAGAAGUUUUCUAUCCUGGGAUUUGAAACCUCGUUUACUCUAAAUAUUAUCAUGACAGAAUUAAAUAACUCUCUCUGCUAACUACUUGCUUGUCUUAGUUAAUGAUUCAGUUGGAGGAUGACUCAUCUGGACCCUUGCCCAUUGAGUGAGCUUUCAAAAUUACUUGCCCAGCAUGAAAAUCUACUCGUCCCAAACUUUUCUGGAGCCCUGCAAGACCCAUUAAAACUGAGUUCCCUGCAGAGCUUUCAAUAACGAACAGUUUCAAUUCGUUUCAUCUCAUUCCUUCUCCCUUGGCGAGACUACCACAGUACAAUCACUCUUAAUAGCCGCUCAUAUAACACGAACACCUUCUUUAAGCUGACACCUAGAUUCAUUUCCCGCAUUCUUCACUCUGUCUUGUACAGAGCCAAGGAAAAGGGUACUUUGUUCCGUUCCCAUUAGUUUUAGUUUCUAGGAUAUAGGAUUAUUACUCACUCAGAAGUGUAAUAGAAUGGUUUUAGCAGUAAACAUCACAAAUUCAUUAAUUCCUUUUUAGGGCUAAGUGAACAGUUAGAAUGGAUUAAAUCCAAACUUCAAAGGACAGCGGAUGACAGAGAAAAUACAGGUAAUCUUUACUUCCUCUUCACCUUCUUACAGAAUUCACUUGAUGGCAAUUGCCUUUGUAUCCUUUCUAACACAAGGAAAUUGGAGCAUUUGUUUAGGUUAACCUGACAUGGUAAAUAGACGCAAAUACAAAUUAGGCUGAUUUUACAAUGAUAACGGUGGGUCAUUUUUCAAAACAGUUAAGUUAGGUUUCCACUCUGACUGUCCAAUGAUUUUUUUAGACAAAGAACGGUGGCAGCCACUUCCAGUUGUUACCAUAACAGAGGAGAAUGAAGAGGCGAUGGCUAACAAGCUUUUCAAAAAGGCGUUGAUGAAAGUUGGGCUCAAGCCACCAGCUAACGAACAGGUGGGUUCCAAAAAACUGAGGAUGAUCUGAUCGGGGGUUGUGAAUAUCUGGAUGACCUGCUCCGGGGAGCACAAAUAUCUGGGGAUGAUUUGAUCAGGGGCCUGGAAUAUCUGGAUGAUCUGAUCUGGGGGCACGAAUAUCUGGGGAUGAUUUGAUCUCGGGGUAGCGAAUAUCUGAAUGAUCUGAUCCAGGAGACGCGAAUAUCUGGGGAUGAUCUGAUCCGGGGGGGCACGAAUAUCUGGGGAUGAUUUGAUCUGGGGUUAGCGAAUAUCUCGAUGAUCUAAUCCAGGGGUCACGAAUAUCUGGAUGAUCUGAUCCGGGGAGCAUGAAUAUCUAGGGGUGAUUUGAUCUGGGAGUCGAGAAUAAGAACUCAGGAGAUGCUGUUCGCCGAUUGGGCACAAUAAUACAAAGCAUUUUCUGUGGCCAAUCACGAGCCAGCAUUCGCUUAACUGUUUGGAAAUGGUCUGAUGAGAGUCGGUAACCAGGGGUUCUUCCGCCCAUACUUAAAAACUUUCAUUGUGCCUUUUCUCCCAACCCGACUGACUGCCCCUGGGUCUCUGAGGAUGAUCUAGGGAUGAUCUGAUCCAGGAGGUGGGAAUCUCUGGGGAUGAUCUGAUCGGGCGGGGGGAUUGGCUUGCCUUGAAAAUUAUGAUAUGCGAUAAAAACGAAAAGGCGUGGUAUUAGCAGGGUCAAAAAUGCUUUCUAAUAUUUCGGUCCUAAUAAGUGUGGGUGAGUCUGUAUGAGUAUUUAUGACGAAGAGCUUCCCUUAUGGUUGUUGUCUUUCAUAAAUCAGGGUCCAGCACUUAUUAAAAUAACUAACGUAUUUUUAUUUUACUUAAAUCAAUCUUAUUCCAUCAUCAGGAAACAUUCUGGCGAAUUCCCGGUAAUCUUAAUCCAGAAAAACUCCGAAGGGCAGCCAAGGACCUUGAAGGCAGUGGUGUUUCUGAAAAUGGCGAAGGUAUGACAGUUGGACAACAAUCACUGAGGUCCUUUUUUACUAAUAAAACUUUCAGUAAAUCAGUUGCGGCGAAAAUCCAAAGUCCCAUUUUCUUGCAGACACACAAAUUUUACAACCAUCUCUUAAAGUAUAAUGAUCAGUACCACAGGAACGUACUGCUCAGUAGUUUUCAUUUGAAAGGUCACACUAGAAUUUCAUCCACAGAUCCAAAAGUGACGACUGCUUUUUACGUUAUAGUUAAGAGUACCCCAGGAAAGUCGGGAGCUUUCCUUUGAAUGGCCACAUUAUAUGAUUUCGCCCAGAGACUCGUACUCUACAAGGUUGAACUUAAAAUGAAACAAUAAAUGACUAUCACUUUCUGCAGUGUCUUUAUCAGGAGAAUGCCUAAAAUACUCUGCAGGAUUUCCUUCACCUGUAGAUUCGCGAAGACUACAUUACUAGUAAAGAAUGUACAUAUAGAGUGUUUUCACAUGACGUCACGGCGGCCAUAUUGGUGUCCCAAAACAAUGAAACGGCAGCCGUGUUGGUGUCCCAAACCAGUCCUCUGGGAGUUGAACUCUUUUCUUAUGCAAACGCCUUCUUUUGUUCCAAUAAAUUUGCAUAGAUGCUGGCCACAUGAGUGAAAACACUCUGUAUGUAUCUCUUUUUAUUCUAAGAUAAUGAUGCGGAGUUUCGCAGUCCUCCAGUCUCCAAUAAAAGCAAAUCACGGAAAGAAACCCUAGCUGCGCUAGCUGCCGCACGAAAGAAAAGUGGAUCAAAAUCAAGUCGCAAGAGAAGAGAAAGGACAAAGAGGAGGAGUGGUGGGAAGGAAUGGAGAAAAACUGUGAAUGAAAUAGCAACAGAAAACAACUCGGAUAAUGACAACAGGUUGGUUAUAGUAGUCUGCAAAAACAUCUUUCGUGGUUUAUCUCUUUUUCUUUUGGGUCACACCAUAAAGUUUUGUAAGUACACUUAUAGUUCCAAACCUUUACGAACUCUCUUCUCUUAGAGGGAGUCAGUAUUUAUUCAUUUAUUUAUCAUCGUCAUCAUCAUCAAUUCUUUUUUUAGCGGGGAGGGUGUUGUUACUGUCGGAGUUAAAAAACUUUUAACCUUUUGGAAUGAUAUUUGAAAAGACGCCAGAUGUUAAACCGUGAUAUAUUCCCAUGAAUGUGACUCCAGGGAAACGAUACAGGCAGCUCGUUUCUAAGAGCAUGUAUUUUAGUUACACUUAUGACGAACAUAUUGUUGCAUUCGUUUACAGGUGAUACGAAUUGAAACUUUUCCUUCAGUUUCUCUAAAAGGAAACAAAAUAUGCUAUUCAGAGGUCCCUACUUUUUGGGAAUCGUUACGUUUAGGAUAUAAUAGCGGGCAGCAUGCAAUUUCAGCGUAACUUAAUAGUGUUACGAAAUCAUUAAGAUAAGCAGCAAACGUUUUUAUGGUGACAUUUGGUGUGCUUGUUUCUCCUUUUUACAGCGACGACAACAGAAGUGCCAGAGACAGUGAUAUGGACGAAGCAGCCCCACCUUCUGAAGAACAAAAUGCUACUCGGAAAAAGGAAUCCUCAAAAAACGUUAAAAGACGAGUUAAAGCAUUGGAUGAAAGUGACGAGGACGACGACGUCAGUUCAGUCAAGAUACAAAAUGGAGAGGUCGAGUCUGGUGGCAGUGAAGAAGAAGAAGAACGCAAUGGAAGCAAGAUCGCUUCUUCCACAAGUAACGUCGAUAAAAAGGCUAAUUCAGUAUCUGAUAGUGAUGAUGACAACGGAAAUAUCUCCGAUACUGAAGACAUAAAUAACAACGAAGAAAUAAGUGAGGCUGGGAAGAAACGGCCGAGAGAUGAAGAUGAUAGCAGCGACGACGAAGAAGAAUUUAAUCUGCCACUUAAUUAUCAUAAAAAAGCCAGGCGUGUGCUUGUUGAGGAUGACGAAGAUGAUGAAUAGUGAGGUCUGUUAGUCUGCAGUUCGAUGACAACUUUUUUACCUUUCCUUUCAUAUUAGUAUAAGAGACCUUAAGAUCUGAGGACGGCAACGGAAGCGAAAAAAGAUGCAUUCACGAACUUUUAAUGUCCCUUGCCAUUCAAGCCAACGUCAAGACAAUUACAAAUACUUUGCAAAACUGUCUGCCUACCGGUGCAUCAGGGUCACCCAAUGACGGUAUUUUUUGUAAAAUAUCUGUUCAAAGAAGCGAAUAUUGCCUACAACUAUCUAUAGCUGGACGAAUGUUCGUGGUACGAUUUCCAGAAUUUAGAUUUACUCCUCAGGUUUAGCUAUAAACCUAAAACUUGCUGUUUCGAAAAUGUGAUGAAAAUAGGAAUAAAAUUCUCACGAUCGUAACGCUUUAGAUGUCAUACAAAAUUUUCGGCAACAUAAUACUAAAGCCCUAAUAUAUUCGUAAAGGCUCAAAACGCUCUAAGCUGACCGAAAAGACACAAAUCUUAUUCGCCCCUUAGAGUGCAUUUCUAGAUAUCUUUAAGUACUCUAGGUAGCUUAAAAAGCCUUUUAAAAGGUGGAAAUCGUCGUCGGGUGCCCCUGAAUACAUUAUGGAAUUUAAGUCGACUCUGUACGGUGUUGAGUACUUGUUUGCGUUCUUAAUAAUAAAAUA
Molecule: messenger RNA, 29858 nt
Organism: Porites lobata
Lineage: Eukaryota; Metazoa; Cnidaria; Anthozoa; Scleractinia; Poritidae
Source: the annotation of a GenBank genome assembly